Messenger RNA from Ailuropoda melanoleuca (giant panda), 2040 nucleotides. It is a transcript of the gene ZNF581, whose product is annotated as zinc finger protein 581. The transcript has 2 exons. Gene Ontology annotation, molecular function: RNA polymerase II cis-regulatory region sequence-specific DNA binding; DNA-binding transcription factor activity, RNA polymerase II-specific. NCBI's taxonomy places the organism in Eukaryota, Metazoa, Chordata, Mammalia, Carnivora, Ursidae. Gene Ontology annotation, biological process: regulation of transcription by RNA polymerase II. Bases 217 to 813 code for a protein of 198 amino acids. The record is from RefSeq and is a predicted model, not a curated record.
UUCCCGAAGGCCCAGGCGCCCCGCCCCCACCUUCCUCCCCUGAACCCUCUUCUCCGCGCCCCGGUCCGGUCUCCUGUUACCGGUGCCACCCGCUCCCGGGGGACACCCAGAGGCGCCCGUCCCGCCACCACCUGCGAUCACGGGGGUAGCCCGGGGCCGUUCCGGAGUCGCCCGGACCCGAGAGGCUGCUGCACCGGGCCUUAGCCACCCCUCCGGAUGCUGGUGCUGCCGUCGUCCCCCUGCCCGCAGCCCCUGGCGCUUCCCUCUGCAGAGGCCAUGGAGGCCCCUCCCUCUCCGACAGGCAGGUCUCCAGAACCCGGACCCUCCUCCUCCACAGGACCUCCCCAGACUUCCUCGUCUCCGAGGCCCAACCACUACCUGCUUAUUGACACCCAGGGCAUCCCAUACACUGUGCUGGUGGACCAGGAGUCUCAGAGAGAGCCUGGGGCAGAUGGGGCAUCAGCUCAGAAAAAGUGCUACAGCUGCCCCGUGUGCUCCCGGGUCUUCGAGUACAUGUCCUACCUGCAGCGACACAGCAUCACCCACUCGGAGGUGAAGCCCUUCGAGUGUGACACCUGUGGGAAGGCAUUCAAGCGGGCCAGCCACCUGGCUCGGCACCACUCCAUUCACCGGGCCGGCGGCGGGCGACCCCAUGGCUGUCCGCUCUGCCCUCGCCGCUUCCGUGAGGCGGGGGAGCUGGCCCAGCACAGCCGGGUCCACUCGGGGGAGCGCCCAUUUCAGUGCCCCCACUGCCCCCGUCGAUUUAUGGAGCAGAACACGCUGCAAAAGCACACUCGGUGGAAGCAUCCGUGAGCCAGGCUGUGGGGUACCCCAAGGACCAUGGGGUUCUGGGGGGAGCCUGGCCUCCUGCCACCCUCAGACACCCGGCCAGUGUGGAAGGCUGGGUUGCAGCCCUGGACACAGACACACCUCCUGCAAAGGCCAAGCCCUGCCUGAAGGAGGAGCCCACGAGUAGCCUUCGUGUUUUGGAGCUAAGACGGAAACAAGACCUUAACAUUCGCAGAGUGGAGCCCUCCAGCCUCAUGCUGAGCCGACUGGAGAUGUGGGGGGAGAGUUCUAUGUGUGGAAAUUCUCCAGCCUGAAAAAAGUGGUUGGGAGCCAUCAAGAAUCUGCACCAGCUUCCCGAGGCCUCCAUGCUGAUGCUGGGGGAAGGGACCCCAGACCUGCCUCCCAACCCCCAGCCAGGGCCUGAGACUGGACACCCAGUAAACACCUUUCCCAUUUUGAGCACUUGAGAUUUGUUUUUGGGGACAGCGGCUUGGCCUGCCUGCUGCCUAACAGGGAGACUCAGCAAGUGCCUGGCCCACCUCUUUUUGGGCAGAAGAACAAAUCAGCCAUUUCUUCUCCGCAGAGAGGGAAGGAGCUUCCCAUUGUCUGACCUCAAAUAACAGGAACAGCGCCCUGAUCUUGAGCUUAGACUAUGGCCAGGUGCUGGGCUGAGCAUCUUGCACGGGUCACACCAGUGCAAAAUGCUUGGCUUACCUGGUGAGGGGUGGGAAGGUUGGCCUCUGCACUGGGGUCAGUCCUAGCGUGGCUCCUCAACGUGCGUCACCUAGGUGGCGUGUUUUUACCCCCCCCCCCCAAAGCUAGGAUCUAUUGUAAGAAACAUUUUAUUUGGCAACCCAGUAUAAGAUACACAAAAUAUAUGUGAAACAAAACUUAAACAAUACUGAAUCUCUGCCAUGCGCAGUCCACUUUUUCUUGCUCUUGCCAGUUCUGUUCCAUUAUAUUGAAUUCCCUGCCCAUGAACUGUAGUUUGCAAAACACUGAUCUAGGGCAGGUGCCUCCCCCUGGACGUUUUGACCCAGCCUGCAAUUUAUUUGUAAUGUGAAGCAGGUAGGACAGGAGGGUGGCCACAGCUUUCUGUGGUCUAAGUGGUGGAGACAUUUAAAGUCUCCUUCUGCAAGGUUAUAGCCCUACUCUCCAAGGGUUGGCAAAAAUUCCAGUAGCAACUGGUGACUGGAAGGAGAGGCAGGGAGCUGAGCCGGAAGCUGAAUAAACAUCUUCUUAAUGAAUUUU